Molecule: messenger RNA, 5778 nt
Organism: Silurus meridionalis
Lineage: Eukaryota; Metazoa; Chordata; Actinopteri; Siluriformes; Siluridae
Gene: mbtd1
Product: mbt domain containing 1
Exons: 17
Coding region: 254-2347 (697 amino acids)
Biological process (GO): regulation of DNA-templated transcription
Cellular component (GO): nucleus
Molecular function (GO): zinc ion binding
Source: RefSeq, a predicted model, not a curated record
CUGCAGUAAAAAAUCGUUUACCUUAUUUUGUUUGAUCUGCUUGUGACGACAUCACUUCCGGACCAAUCGUGAAGAGGCACGAGGGCGCAUGCGCACUUAUUCAAUGACAAUUGUUGAUAAUCAGCUGGAGUUUAUUUUUUAUUUUUUUUCUUUUAUUUUUUUAGCAUUUGGUGAGCCCCUGAGCGCGAGCCCCGGCACUGGGGCCUGCUUCACAGCGCACUAACGCUAGCGUUGAGUCUUACAUGAAGGGCUAAUGGAAGACGCCAGAGAUUUGGCUGAACGCACUUCUUCACGGUCAGAAAGGAAAAGAAGAGACUCGUUUGGAAUGUUUGACGGGUAUGAGAGCAGCGAGGAGUCGAGCAGCAGCUCCAGCACGGAGGACAGCGAGGAUGAGGAGCGCAGUCUUCCUGCUGGUCUGCCCAUCAUCAAGAACAAUGGGCAGGUCUAUACCUACCCAGAUGGAAAAGCUGGCAUGGCGACCUGUGAAAUGUGUGGAAUGGUCGGUGUCCGCGAUGCUUUUUACUCCAAAACAAAGAGGUUCUGCAGCGUAUCCUGCUCCAGAAGUUAUUCCUCCAACUCGAAAAAAGCCAGCAUAUUGGCCAGACUUCAGGGGAAACCACCAACAAAAAAAGCGAAGGUCUUACAGAAACAGCCACUCAUGGCAAAAUUGGCAGCUUAUGCACAGUACCAAUCGAAUCAGCAGAGCCCAGCUAAAUCAAAAUCAGCUGUUCCUGUUGAGGGCUUCGACUGGGGCCGAUACGUUUGUAGCAAUAACCUGAUCGGAGCUCCAGUAAGCUGUUUCAAACAUGUCCUCAUGUGUUCAUUCUGGGGAGAUAUUACAGAGGGUGUGAGGGUCGAGGUUCUCAAUUCUGACACAAACCUCUCCACCAAAGUUUACUGGAUAGCAGGGAUUGUUAAAUUGGCAGGUUUUAAAGCACUUCUCCGAUACGAGGGAUUUGAUAACAACUCAAGCCACGACUUCUGGUGUAAUCUGUGCAUCCCAGAAAUCCAUCCUGUCGGAUGGUGUGCCUCGAAUGGUAAACCCCUGGUACCUCCAAAAUCAAUCCAGCAUAAGUGCUCGAACUGGAAAGUGUUUCUCGUGAAGCGACUGACCGGGGUGAAAACGCUGCCAUCCGAUUUUGCUAAAAGGGUGAUGGAGAGCAUGCAAUACCCAUUUAAGAAGCUAAUGCGUGUAGAGGUGGUAGAUAAAACUCACCUGUGCCGGACACGUGUAGCUCUGGUGGAACAGGUGAUCGGUGGCCGACUGCGACUCGUCUACGAAGAGAGCCAGGAUGGCUCAGACGACUUCUGGUGUCACAUGUACAGCCCACUUAUCCAUUCCAUUGGCUGGUCGAGGAGCAUCGGGCACCGCUUUAAAAGAUCUGAAGUGACAAAGAAAAUUGAGGGUCUGAUGGAUGCCCCAUCACAGCUAUUUAUAAAGGUGAGGGAUGUAGACCAGAGUGGCGAGUGGUUUAAAGAUGGCAUGAAGCUGGAAGCAAUAGACCCUCUCAAUCUCUCAGCUAUAUGUGUCGCUACUGUAAGAAAGGUGUUGGCAGAUGGGUACCUCAUGAUUGGCAUCGAUGGCUCAGAAGCAGCAGAUGGCUCCGAUUGGUUCUGCUACCACUCCACCUCUCCCUCCAUUUUUCCAGUGGGCUUUUGUGAAAUAAACAACAUUGAGCUCACACCUCCAAGAGGGUACAACAAACUGCCAUUCAAAUGGUUUGACUACCUCAGAGAAACAGGUUCAAUAGCAGCCCCUGUGAAGCUCUUUAACAAAGAGGUCCCGAAUCACGGCUUCCGUGAAGGCAUGAAGCUGGAAGCAGUGGACCUGAUGGAGCCACGUCUGGUGUGUGUAGCCACAGUAACCCGGAUCGUCCACAGACUCCUCCGCAUUCAUUUUGAUGGCUGGGAGGAUGAGUAUGAUCAGUGGGUGGACUGCGAGUCUCCAGAUCUUUACCCUGUGGGCUGGUGUCAAGUCACCGGCUACCAACUCCAACCCCCUGCCGCACAGACCACGAGGGAAGCGCCGCCGAAUGUGACGAAGCAGAAAAAGAAAACUCCACAGUACAAAGGACAAAAGAAAAAGAGGAAGAUUCCAGUUGGGAGGAGGCCGCUCGGGUUUGGCGGGUCUCUGAGGAGGAGCAGUUUCUCAGGCGAUGAAGAGCAGACUCCGUCCCUUUACCUUCCCCACCCACCUGGUGUGGAGCGCGAUCGCUCACUCAACUCAGAGGCCACACUGCAGAUUAAGGAGGAGACUCCAGAGGUGGACGAGUUCACCUUCUCGCAGGGCACAUCAGACCAAGAAAGCAACGGCUCGGGCAGUUACUACAUUAAACAGGAGCCGUGAGCGCCGGCCCUGCUGGAGCCUUACCUCACUGCCAACAGCACUGGAACAUCCCGUUAAGAGUGACACUCUCUCUCUCUCUCUCUCUCUCUCUCUCUCUCUCUCUCUCUCUCUCACUCACACACACACACACACACACUCUCUCUCUCACACACACAACCACAUGGCCUGGGAGAACAGGGUGGACCUCACUUCCUCUUGCACGCCAGGUCCUUUUCUUUUCAGGUAAGAAAAGCUGAUGAAGAGACUAUUCAUAGUUCUGCGACAGAGAGAGACGUAACGGGGAUUUUCUUUGAAAAAAGGGGAUAUUUUUUCCUGACUUUUGUUUGAUCAGUUUGCCAGAUGGACUUUUUCCUCAGUGAUCAUUGUACUUGAAGUUUUUCGUAGCUGUAUUUUUCUUUUUCUUUUUUUUUUCUCUGUAACUUUUCAGUAAAUUUUUUUGGUUGUUUUUUUUUUUCUUUCCAAGACCAUGUGUCUCAUGCGCUGAUUUAUUUCAAAAGCCCUUUUAUUUGGAUGGGUGUGGAUUUUGUAAGAGCAGUAAAAAUCUAUAUUAUUAAAGUAUAUCCAUAUAUGUAUGACAUAUUAACGAAAUAGUAGAGUAGUGGAGUAAGGGUUAAUAUUCUAUUGGUCAUAAUCCUUCCUGGUAAGAAGAGGUAUAGCUUAAUGGGAAAAAAAAAAACACUGUCACAUUUUGCACUACAGGGAUGUAAAAUUAAAUGUAUAUCAGCCUGUGAAAAUGUUGAAGUUACAGCUUUAUUGUAUUAAAAAGACGACAAAUGUACAAUAUGUAUAGUGGCUGACAAGUCGACCAUUCAAAGAGGGGAUAUUUGCUCUAAUCAGCAUUACAAUAUGCAAGAACAUUUAUUUGAUAUGAAGCCAGUGUUGAUUUUCUCUUAAUCUCGUCUGUGGAGCCAUUUUUCUAUACUGGUUUUAAGUAUUUUAUGAGCCACCGAAUAAAAAACAAAAGAACACGACUAGCCACUCAACACUACUUUUGCCAUGAUCUUAAGAGACUUCCCCCCCCCCACGUAUCGCCGACACGUGACAUCCGAGUUAAUCCCUGAACGCCACGACAGUUUACCAGCAUCUCUGAUUUUGUACUGAACCAAUGAGUGAUUAAGCCUCUAUCUCCCGAGAGCAAUCGUCCAUCCGAUGCGUUCAAGAUUCGAACAUUCAUUCCAGAAUAACAAUUUUUUUUUUUCGUACUACCUCUUUACAAAAUGAGUUUGAAAUCUACAUCGGCUAAGGGUUCACGUGUAAUCGCGCCGCUUUCGCUCGGUUCUCUAACCAUCUUCCUGCAAUAGUUAGUUUUCACUUACCAUUGGAAGGACUAUAAUUCACCGUAUGCAAAAUGAGUUUAUAAAUUCACAUGCACCAUAUAUUAUACUUUACAACGUACCAAACAUUUAUAUUUGUUACAUAUUGUGAUAUUGAGAGUCCUUAAAAAUUGAAGAUAUGCAAUAAUACAGUAGUGUUGUUUUACAAUGUCUUAUUCUUUAGAAAUAAUAAAAAAGACAAAAAACAAGAAAAAUAUCAGAACACAUAAAUAUAUACUUACAUUCUAUCAACCUAAAAUCAGAUACUCUUACAAUAUGUUGUAAAACUGUGAUGAUUUUGUAGAAGCUAGACCUUUCCUUGUAUGGGCUAUGUUGAGUGUUCUAUACAAAAAAACUAAAAGAAAACCUACAAAAAAAAAGAUUAAAUAAGCGAUAUUGUUUGCAUAGUGAUUUAUAUAAUUCUUCUAUAAUUAUAAUCUCUAUCAGUACCAGUGAGGCUGUUGGUGAAUUUCUCAGGAAAUCUUGUAUUUCAUUGGCUUUUUUUUUUUGUUUUUGUUUUAUACUCCAUAAUUUCCUCAUUGAAUUCAGUCCAGCUUCCAUAUCGAUGUGAACGUUUUCUUGCAUUUACUUUCAUGUACAGUACCUCAUAGAGUAAUACAGACUCGGAAGCCAAAAUUUCGAAAGCCCCGUCACUCAGACUCGGUCCCUCAGAAGCCACUGCACUGUGGCGAUUUUUGUGUUCGUGCACCUGAUGAGGCUCAUGAAGGCUGCGGAUCAGGUGCGAGUCGGGGGGUUGGGGGACGGACGGACAAUAAAACCGUGCAGUAGUCUGGCUUCUUAUAGGUGACUCUCAUAUGGACCCCAUUCCACUGUUAUUUUGUCCCCUCCACUCCUCCUCCGCCUCCUCCUCCUCCCUGUGCCAGUUUCAAGAAAUUUACUGAGCUCCAUGUUGAUCAUUUUUUUGGUGUGUAUUUGUUUAAGACUAUAUGACAUCUGUUGAAGCAAUAACGCUGUGCUGCAAUGUUUGUCAUAUUGUGUUGUGUUUGGUUUUGUUUCUGCAUCAGUGCUUGCUUUGUACAGUUGUGAAAAUAUUUUCUUUGCUUUAGUUCCAUUCGACUGUUCAUUUGUGGUCUUCUUAAAGCAGUCUCAGUUUUCUAUAUAGGCUAUUCCUCGAAAUCAUAGCAUCAGGAUUACGGUCAACACUGGUUUGAUGUCAGCUCAUGUUAUUAUUGUUUUUAAUCUUUUUUUUUUUAAUUGUUAUAAUGAUUACUUUUGACCAAAUUCACCUAAUUGUCUGCAUCUAUUAACGACAUGACUGUUUCAAGGCAUGAGAUUUUUGCUGCUACCCUCAAAUCAAUCGUAACACACCCUAACGCACAACUUCACCUUUAAAAGCUUGGUUUUUCUUUUUUUUUUUCUCGACAGCAAAUGUGAUGCCUUAUCCUGUUUAAUAUAAGAAACGUAAAAAAAAAACGUUUCUAUGAAAAAUAAAAUGAAAUUAAAGGGGUAACAAUGUGCAGUAGAUUGAUAAUCAUCAGUGCAUGCAGCAACGUGAGAAUCCGAGAAGACCGUCGCUGUUCCGGUCUCCAGUACUAACACGGGUUUUUGUGAUAUUUUUCCCUGUCCUUAGUAAUGACAUCAUGGUGCUAUAUAUUUGAUAACUCAUUCGCUUGAUCUAUGAGAGGAAAUCAAGUCUGUAAUUUUAGGGUGGAGACUAAACAUUAAAAAAGUGAAAUCUUUAAAAAAAAACAAACAAAAAAAAACUGAAAAAAAAAAAAAGAUUUAAAAAUCUGUAUUUUGGAUACAAGUAGCUGAAUUAUUUGUAAUAAUAAAAAACUGAACUAACAUUAGCCCUCAUGGUACAUUAGAGGUGAGGGUUUGGGGUUUUGUAACUUUUUUUCAUAGAGUCUGUACAUGUUCUUUCUUUUUUUGUUUGUUUCCUAUGAUCCUUUGUUAUGUGAUUAUAGGAUUUGAUAGCUUCUAAUGUAUAUAGUUUAAAUGUGUGUGUAUGGGGGGUCUCUUGUUGGUUGAGAACAUGUUAAUUUGUUUACAAGCAUUGCAAACUGUUUCCGCAUGGCUGUGAAAAUGUAUCUGUUGAUUUUUGACAAAAAAAAAAAAAAAAUUUUACACUGAAUUAAAGGAUGCUUUUAAAAAAUA